Molecule: messenger RNA, 5511 nt
Organism: Leptinotarsa decemlineata (Colorado potato beetle)
Lineage: Eukaryota; Metazoa; Arthropoda; Insecta; Coleoptera; Chrysomelidae
Product: AT-rich interaction domain hat-trick
Biological process (GO): regulation of transcription by RNA polymerase II
Cellular component (GO): nucleus
Molecular function (GO): transcription cis-regulatory region binding
Source: RefSeq, a predicted model, not a curated record
GUUUUAUGUAGUAGUAACAAAAUGUCAUCGGAACGACCGCCUGAAUGUCCUGAUAAUAUUUGUUUUUGUAAGAUUUAUUAAAUGCUUUCGACUCAAAAUAAUGUUUUUUCGAUGGUAUUUUGACUUGAAAAAAGUAGCAAAUGGAACAUCAUUGUUUAUUGGAAAGUCCUAAAAUCAGCUGAACGCAACUUUUAUAAUCUUAUAUGUGCAAGAUUAUCCAUAUGAACGACACACCUUCGUCAAUACUAUAAUAGAAUAACUGAAAAUAUGCAAGCUGACGAUCCUCCUUAUCUUUCUGUUGGAACAGCAGUAAGUGCUAAGUAUAAGGGUGCUUUUUGUGAAGCUAAAGUCAGCAAAGUUGUUCGAACUGUGAAAUGCAAGGUAACAUACAAAAUGGGACUAGGAAGUGCAACACUUAGUGAUGAACAAAUUAAAGGAACACUUAGAGUAGGACAACUAGUUCAAGCUAAGCAUUCUGAUCGGAAAGAGUUGGUAGAUGCCACUGUCACUAAAAUACAAGACUGCAGCCAGUACACUGUUGUAUUUGACGAUGGCGAUAUUACAACACUACGCCGAACUGCUUUAUGCCUGAAAAGUGGAAGGCAUUUCAACGAAAGUGAAACUCUGGAUCAGCUUCCCCUCACACAUCCAGAACACUUCGGAAAUCCAGUUGUGGGAGGCAGAAGAGGAAGAAGAAGCAGACAAGCUAAGGAAGACAGUAGUGAUGGAGAAGUUGAAGAAGAGAAUGAGCCAGACCUUGAAGCAUAUCUUCAAGACAUAAAACGAGUUGUCAGUGUCGAGGCUUCGGACAAAAAGCGAGGUAAAGAUAAUUGGUUUCCUGGCCUUGUGGUCAUACCGUCUGCCCAACCUACGGUGAGAAUCAACAUGAAAGAUGAAUAUUUGAUCAGGUCAUUCAAAGAUGGAAGAUAUAAGAUAUUAAAAAAAGACUACAUACUAAUACAAUGAAGAUCCAAUACUAUUAAAAAUGCGGAUGGAGAAGCUAUUCAAAAAGCAUUGAGAUUCCUGGACCACAAUGAACUUCCACCUCACUGGGAAAAAAGUUCGUUAUUUCAUUCACAUUCAAUAGACAGUGAAAGUGACGAAAAUUUCACUGACAGUUCAGAUGAUGAACCUAGCGAAGAGAAAGACCGAUUCGUGGCACAGUUAUACAAAUUCAUGGAUGAUGCUGGUACUCCUCUUAAUAAAACACCUACAAUUGCACACAGAGACAUAGAUUUGCAUCGCCUUUUCCGAGCCGUUCAGAAACUAGGCGGUUACAACCGUGUCACCAACCAAAACAAAUGGCGUACUGUUACAGCUCGUUUGCACUUACCUAAUAACCAGAGUACUUUCAACCAAGUGAAAGGUGUGUAUAAGAAAUGUCUGUCUAGUUUCGAGACCUUCUAUAGGACCUUGGGGGUCACCAUGUUGAAUCAUACCAGGGAGCCGAAAAAAAGCAAAGGCAGGAGCUUGAUCAGAGACAAAGACAGAAACACUCCUAUAAAUAGCCCUGGACCUGAAAAGGAAGAAGAGCCUGCAGAAGAAAAAAAAGAGCCUCCAGCUCAACCGCAGACACCUGUCGAGCCCUUAAAAUCAAAGAGGAUUGAAAAGAGAAAAGCUAUGGCUUUGGCUGCGGCGGCAGAAGUGAGCGAUACUUGUUCUAGUGAUACUACCGAUCAAUCGGAUGCAGCCAAAGACCCUAAUAGAACUAGAAGAGAGAGAACGGAGAGCAAGUCGGGUAAAGAAAGAAAGAUCAAAGGGCCUACUGGAGAAAAAGUAAAAGCUAUAGUGGAUAAAAUUGAAGAACAUGUCAAAAAGGAUGAGGAAGAAAAGGUUCAAUUCACACGCUCAAAAUCACAAACAAAGAUAAAAGAAGUUCCACCUGUCGCUGAAAAAAAGACUGAAAAUAAACCAGUGAAAGACACUAAGCAGUCAGUUAAAAUUAUCAAGAAGGCGACACCAACAACGGCAACUGUAACGCCACCUGUGGAUGAAGAUAAAAAACGAACCAAGAAACGUGGUCCAGAGGACAAAACUAUUCAUCCUGAAGCUAGCACUAGUAGCACUACGACAUCUGUGCAAGUUAACAUUGGAGAUAAACUUAAAGUAUACUAUGGCCCGACCCAUGAGUCGAAAGUCACUUAUGAGGCCAAAGUGAUCGAAAUCGAUAAGGAUCAAGCUGGAACUGUCUAUUUGGUACACUAUACAGGAUGGAAUAACAGAUAUGACGAAUGGAUCCAACCACAAAGAAUAGCAGAGAAUUUGAGUGCAGCUACCAAGGCAAAAAGGUCUAGGCUGUCUACGUCAAAUAUAGCAAGUACUAGCAAAGGUAACAAUCUGAAAUCUCCUGCUAAACGGGGCAGGCUCACCUCGGUUUCGGCACGGUCGGCCACCACAGAGGCUCCCAGAUCAACUUCUCCUUCCAGUGUUACUUCAUCAAGUAGUAGAACCAAGAGCCCUGGAACUCCUGCGACCAGAUCUAUGGCUAGGCUGACCAGACAGGAUUCUCUUAAACGGACAAGGAGAACAUCUGCCCAAACUGAUAACUCAAACCACACUGAAUCUGAAAGUGAGGAAGAAAUAGGUACGGGUAGCGAAUCUGAACUUUCAAGGACUCGCAGUGGGGCCAAAAUCGAGGAACCAGAAAUUAAGACCUAUAAGAGAAGACCACCUAAACCUCCUAUAUUGACGAAAAUGGAGAAACGUAAAGAUAAAGAUGACGAAGACACGGAAAAAGAGGAAGAACCUGAUAAACCGACAAGGAGAUUAAGAAAAAUCAAACGCUCUCCGGAAAAGUCUACUGAAGAGAGUGAAGAUGAGACAAAUCCUCCGAAGGGUCGCGAUUUUGACCUCAAUCAGAUCAGGUUGGAACUGAAGGGUUUCAGCAAGGCUAUCAAAGUCCCUACACUGGAAUCUAUAGACAAAGAAAUGAUAUCCUCAUCAGACGAUUCUAACGAGCCUCCUUGUUUAGAGAAACUCGUUGAAAUUGAUGAAGAACCAGAAGAAGAGGAAGAAGAAAAGGAGGAAAAACCACUCGAGAAGUGUUCCAGCUCCGAGGAUAUUUACGAGUUCAAAGAACCGGAGCCUUUCGAAUUUGAAAGCAGAUCAAAACUAGGAGAAGACAAGAAACGUUUAAUGCCGAGGAUAUUCGAGGAUUUGGAUAAGUCUCCGAAGAAAAGAAGCAACUCCAAAGCUUCUCCUGAUAAGACUGAGAGCACGGAGAGUCCCGACAGGCGACCCUUCCGCAGAUUACCUCUACCAAAACAGGAGGAGGAUUCUGUAGAAGAUUCUGAUGAGGACGACGAAGAAGAAGAAGAAACGAUCAUCCCCAUGUCUCCCCCCAGAGAAGAGGAGGAUCCCUUCGACAAAUUAGUAGAAUCGCCUAGCUUCAACAUCAUCAAAUCCAUGGAAAAAGUAGUUGACAAUAAGGACAAGGUUGUCAGGAAUCUCUGUGAGGAUUCGCUCAGCCUUUUCAGGGAGUUGCCAGAAACUAUCGAAGACUAUAGUGGGGAUAUGGAGCUAUCGGAUUGCGAAUCCCAAACGGAAAUAUUCACCACCAGUCCAGAGAAAAUGGCCAGAGAGGGGGUGGCGGUGGAGCUGUUUUCUGAAACAUUUUCUAAGCCUUCUCCCGAUUUCUCUAAGCCCUCGUCGCCCGAACACAAUACGCUCGAUUUGGAGUUUUCCUCUUCUGGCAAGACGAAUGAAUGCAAAAUGAAAGAUAGCGAUGACGAAGAUUCAAUUCGAGAGCAAAUUCAACGCGUGAUUGCGCAGAGUUCCUCAACUGAUGAGGACAGCAAUGAUGUUCUCAUAAUGUCAGUUCCCUCAACCAGUUUUCAGCCACAGAUGAAGGACGUGGAACCUGUCCCAACGAUGGCUGGUAUACUCACCAUGAAUAUCAUGGAUGUUCCUGCCCCUAAACAAGUGACGGAAGAAGUUCCCAAUGAAGCAAGUGAAAUGGAAGAGGAAAAGGAAAUACCACCCUCUAUUAUUGUGGAAAAAUCUGCAUUCACCAGCGAAAAGUCUAUAUUUAUUGUGGAAAAACCUCCAGUUACUGCGGAAAAGCUUCCAAUAAUUUCUCCUGCUUUACAAGAAACCGACAGUUCGCUGCUAGAAUCCAUAGUAUCACAACCACCGAUAUCCCUAGAUAUCAAGUUAGAAGAAACAGCAAAAGAACUGAGUAACAUCAAGACUGGCACAAAAAUUGCUGAUUCUAUUCUACAAAAGUUAAAUUCCAUCAAAAAUGAAAUGGAAAGUAAGCAGUCUCCAAAAAAGGAAGAACAGGAAGAAGAGGAGGAAGUUGAAGAUGUAAAGGAGGAGAAAAAGAUUGAUUUCAAGUUUGAAUUGGCAACUACAGUUUCUAAGGAGGAGCCACCACCAGAAACGAAGGUGCCUGUUGAAGAAGAACCUGUUGUAGUGAUAGAAGAGAAGCUGGAAGAUGAGGAAGAAGUAGAAGAAGAGGCAGAGGAAAUUCCUUUGCCUCCCAUAGAAGAACCAGUAAAGGAACGGUCACCCAGUCCAAAAUAUGAUGAACCUCCUGAUCCGAAGAAGAGGAAAAAGUCUUUGGGGAAAUCUUUCAUUGAAGAAACUGACUCGGACAGUAGCGAUUCUGAACAACUAGUUAUUGCAAGAUCAGACGAAGAUUCACAAACUAACUCUAUGGACAUGAAACUUCCAUUAGAUCCUAAGGAGAGUGACAGCAGCAAUAUGUUCACACAACUACAAACCACUGAUGAUUCUCAGUCUCAAGAGGAAAGGAAUUUCAAUUUUGAUGUUAAGGAUGCUGAAAAGAUAAAGGAACCUACUCCUCCUCCUCCACCUGUCAAAGAGGAAGAGAAAAUAGAAGAGGCGGAGCCUCCAAAAGAAGAGGAACCUGAUCCGCACUUACAUUCUCUAUUGCUCUGCGAGGAAGAAAUCCCACGUAGUCCAGCGCCCCCUAGCGAGUGUCCCAGCGCCGAGGAACCGAAGCCGGUAUUGAAAUCUGUGCUGGAAAUGCCUUUCGCAAGUGCACCCGGUACAAGCAACAGCAAGAUAAUGAUUUUGGAUCAAAAGGUACUCCAACGUAAUUCUCCACCCGUUUUGGAAAUGCCUCUGGAAAGGGAAAACUGCAGAGUGGAGGCAUCUACCGUUUUGGACAAUACGCCACCCACCACUCCUGAGAGUACCAUCAGCAACUUGUCUCCUAGAGACGAAAUUGGCGGAUUAUCUCCCAAUGCUGGUGACAAUGAAAGCUGCAAAUCUAACGAUAUUGAACCUGAAUACCCCAGACAAAGAACAUCAUCUAUUAAGGUGUCUCCCUACAGUGAAGAAGAUACUCAAAUGACUGGCGAGGGAACUUUGAAGAAAUUGAAAGAUCUCGUGCCGGCUUCUUGCAGGAAACGGCGAAAAUCUUUGAGAAAUUCCGACGACACGAUGCCGAGUAUCAAGAGGUGUAAGAAAUCGCAUAACAGAUCGAGGCACAACAGUGAUAGCGAUGACACGUCGGAACAUUCGAACACAGGCAGUACUAAGAUA